CAGGAAGUGGCGUCUGAUGGCGUGAGGAAAUGUAGUUUUUUCACACAAGCGAACAGAUUACAAAGCACCACUUCAGUGUUGUCCUGAGACUACAUUUCCCAUGAUUCACUGCGUGACCUGCGCGCUCGCUGAUUCGCUGUGAUACAUUAAAACCAACACGCUUGUUGUCAACUGUCACCUGUCAAUGGCUCUCGUAAAACACAAACUAGAAGGCUAUCAAGCGAUCACCGUGAAAGAAACACCGAACCGUACAAAUGCAAUGCAAUGCUUGAAGCAUGAAGGUGGAAAUACAUAAUACAAAUACAAAUAAAUGUGCACAAACUCACCGGCGGUGUGUGUCUCUUACGGCAACGUGACCGUGAAUUACCGCGACGCCGACCCUUUAUAUGCACAUCCACACCCCUUUCCCGAUUGACAGUGGAUUAACCCUUUCGGACAAGAUCGUAGAUGAAGCACAAUUUAAACACACUUAACCUAGCGAACGCAACAACAACUAUGAUCGGGGAUUGCCACGAGUUAGCUUUUGGCUAACGUCGCUAGCUUCUACGGUUCAUUCCACAACAGUUGUCAGCUCUGCUUUGACAAAGUCAUCAGUCAUCUAUCCAAAAAUCACACUUACUUUUUGGCAAAUCCUUGAUCAUAAGCAGACCGGUUAAGGAAGCAGGCAUCUUCGAAGUGUUUGUAGCAGAGAACACUACUCGAUGGUGGCGUGAAAUUCAUUCGCUUCGUGCGAACGAAAGAUGUCCAUUUACGUGCCCUGCUAUCCUUUGGCCACUCAUACAACUUUUCGUUUGAGUGAGAACAAAACAUCGCCACACACCGCUGUGGCAUCUAACCGAGAAGCAAUGCAACAAACAAUACUGUUCUAUGGCGGACUUCCCUCGCACUUCUCAGUGUGACGAAAUUUCCGAAGAUUGCCGAAGAAAAGCAUUUUCGUUGUCAAGGGCGUUGCUAUGGGUUAAACGAAGAAUCUGAAAGGGUUGCGUUUAAAAAAAAAAAAAAAAUUACGAAAAUAUGCCUAUAAUUGUUUAGCCAUUGAUAUUAUUCAAAAACAUGGUUGGCCAACCUUAGUUCACAUUUCUGCUUUAAAUGAAUAAAUUCAAACAAUAACAAAAUGAUAUAUAAAAAAAUACAUAUAUAAAAAAUAAAUAUAAUAAUAAACAUUAAAAAAAAAAAAAAAACUGUUCAAAAGCCUCUCUUGGAUGGAUUGGGCAUCUGUUGCCAUCAAUGUCAGCCAAUGAGCAAAAAAUACACUACUGAUUGUGUAGUUCCACUCCCGGCUGAUAGGUGUCACAUUACCAUGAUGGCUGCCAGAAUGACGGAUUCAGAAAUUCAGAAGAAGUAGUAUCUUAGCAACACAUUCAAUCCACUCCACUUACCAUGUACAGUUGGACACAGAAGCGUAAUGGAGGAAAUUGCACACAAUGAUCUAACUAUAAAAAAUGGGCAGACUUUAUGUUUAAGGACUCUGUUGCAUGUAAAAUGUCUUGGGACCAAAUUCGGAAAUCAGGUUAGCAGACUUCCUUUGUACGCUGCAUAACUCCGGGUUGAUGACAUGAUUGUAUAAAGAUUACCUCACUAAAAUGUUGCUCUAUAUGGCUAGAGUAUUCAUUAAUUUAUACAAAUGCAAUAUUAUUUAAGUAAACGACAAUUAAGGCUAAAUAUUGGAUAUUGUUAUUUUAGGAGGCUGUGUAGUGAUUCUGUUUAAAAUGUGACAUUGUUGUACAUAAAUAAUUAAAAGCGUAGGGUUCAAUUAAUCGGGAUUUCAAUUUUUUUUUUCUUUAAACCUCAUAUAAUCGUGCACACACAUCGCUCGUGCAAAGUCGCCCAAAGGUGGACCAUGACCAUGUCAUUGAAUAGUAAGUUAAAGAAAUUUCAAGAAGGUUUUCUUUUUUAAAUUUAAUAUUUACAAAGUUUCCACAUGAGUGUGAUAAUCUACACGUUUACCAUUUAAUCGUGCGCACAAAGACCGAGAAAGGUGUUUGUUGGAAUGGGGUGGGGGAGAAGAGUGAGAGGGGUAUUUUGUUGGAAGUCCACCUCCGAUAUCCAAUGCCGCCUUGAGGGGAAACUCCCAGUCUGGUUACAUUAUACACCCCGUGCCCCUUACACAAACACACGGGGCCCUUUCACUGGCUGCUUUGUGCAUUGUGGUGCCCUGCAGCUAGGCUUGUUAAAAACACGUCUACUAGCUUAGCUGUGUUAGCUGGGUAGCGGGUCAUUAAAACCACAACAAGGCACUGCGGUGCCCCCAAGGUCAUCUUUUAAUGCAGUUCUUUCUCUAAGACCCUCACUGUCCAACAAGAUCUCAAAUCGACAAAUAAUUUUCCAUUCCGCACCAAAAUGCUUAAUCAUUUAUUCAGAGUGCGAAAAAAAAUUUCAAAUUUAUGAUGCUGUCAUUGACAAUUGAUGCAAUCGGCAGCGUGUCAUACAAAUUGAAGCUUGCGCUCAAAAAUUCUUUAAUGCGUCACAAAAAGCAAAUGACACGUGCUGACAUCAUCUUCCCAAAUAUCCUUUAUAUGGGGGUAAAAGAAAAGCCUGGCAGCUCACCAGGUUUAUAAGAGACUGGGUGAAACCCUGUAUUUACCAUGAUUUCUAGAGUAUUAAAAAAAGUCUCAAAGCAGUGGCAUACAGGCAAAAUUAACACAUUGACGAAGAUGGACGUCAAAUUCAUCUUGACUGGUCAAAAUGACAGCUAAUCAGUUAAAAAGAAACCUUAAAAAAAUUUCUGCAUAUUCGAAUUAAAUAAGCGCACCUGUUUAUCUUAAUCUCAUGUUUCAUUUAUUAUAAAGCCUGCAAGCGUCCCACAAUGCAACGCAUCACACACGAGAGCAACUUGAUCGUUUCCUCAUUCUUACGUGAUGCGGCCAACAAAUAGAGCUGAUGUAAUGCUGAGGCUUUCACUUGCAAGGUGUGUUGCUGCAGCCCAUAAAAAGCUCGUUUUUAUGUUUUAUAUACUACAGUACAAAGGAGAAUCAGCAUCGCCCUGCCUGGGACAAAUGUCCGUGUUACCACCAUGGAUGCAGAGCUGGAGUUUGCCAUCCAGCCUAGCACGACGGGCAAGCAGCUCUUUGACCAGGUGGUGAAGACCGUGGGUCUGCGGGAGGUGUGGUUCUUUGGUCUGCAGUAUAUUGACAGCAAAGGCUACAUUACGUGGCUCAAGCUCAACAAAAAGGUGACUCAGCAGGAUGUGAAAAAGGAGAACCCCCUGCAGUUCAAGUUCAGGGCAAAGUUCUUUCCAGAGGACGUCUCGGAGGAACUCAUCCAGGAGAUCACGCAGAGGCUCUUCUUCCUACAGGUAAAGGAAGCCAUCUUGAAUGAUGAGAAUUACUGCCCCCCUGAGACCGCCGUGCUGUUGGCCUCCUAUGCCGUUCAGACCAAGUUUGGCGACCACAACCAGGAUGUGCACAAAACCGGCUACCUGGCCGCUGACCGCCUGCUGCCACAGAGGGUUCUGGAGCAACACAAGUUGACAAAGGAGCAGUGGGAAGACCGGAUACAAACAUGGCAUGAGGAACACAGGAGCAUGCUCAGGGAGGACGCCAUGUUGGAGUACCUGAAGAUCGCUCAGGACUUGGAGAUGUACGGCGUCAACUACUUUGAGAUCAAGAACAAAAAGGGCACCGAGCUGUGGCUGGGCGUCGAUGCCCUCGGGCUCAACAUCUAUGAGCAUGAAGACAAGUUGUCACCAAAGAUAGGCUUCCCAUGGAGUGAGAUCCGAAACAUCUCCUUCAACGACAAGAAGUUUGUCAUCAAGCCCAUCGACAAGAAAGCACCGGACUUUGUGUUCUAUGCGCCGCGCCUGCGCAUCAACAAGCGCAUCCUGGCACUCUGCAUGGGCAACCAUGAGCUGUACAUGCGGCGCCGGAAGCCUGACACCAUUGAGGUGCAGCAGAUGAAGGCGCAGGCCCGUGAGGAAAAACAUCACAAGCAGAUGGAGAGAGCGCAGUUGGAAUCAGAAAAGAAGAAACGCGAGCUGGCCGAAAAGGAGAAGCAACGCAUGGAGCGCGAAAAGGACGAGCUGAUGGAGCGUUUGCGCAACAUCGAGGAGCAGACGCAGCGGGCGCAGAAAGAGUUGGAGGAGCAGACGCGCAAGGCUGUGGAGCUGGAGCAGGAGAGGAUGCGGGCCAAGGAAGAGGCGCAACGUCUAGACAAGGAGCGGCAGGCCGCCGAGCAGGCCAAAGCCGCGCUCGCCCAGCAGGCCGCCGACCAGAUGAAGACGCAGGAACAGCUGGCUGCCGAAUUAGCCGAGUUCACCGCCAAAAUCUCUCUCCUGGAAGAGGCCAAGAGGAAAAAAGAGGAAGACGCCAAUGAAUGGCAGCACAAAGCCCUGUCGGCGCAGGAAGACCUGGAGAGGACGCGAGAGGAGCUGCGGGCAGCUAUGAUGUCGCCGGCCGCUGCGUCACCUCUCGAGCAGGACGAGCACGAUGAGAGCAACGGGGAGGCCAGCGCGGAGCUGCUCAGCGAUGGUGUCAGCAGCCAGCGUAGCGAAGAGAACCGGCUCACGGAGGCGCACAAGAACCAGCGUGUCAAGAAGCAGCUGCAGGCUCUAAGCUCGGAGCUAGCGGAGGCCCGCGACGACAGCAAGAACACGGCCAACGACGUCCUGCACGCCGAGAACGUGCGAGCGGGCCGCGACAAGUACAAAACACUGCGCCAGAUCCGGCAGGGCAACACCAAGCAACGCGUCGACGAGUUCGAAUCCAUGUGAGGGCGACAAAACGCAAAAUGGUGCAAGCGCAGACUCUGGCUUGCACAUCGCCAAACAUCCGCCAAUCCCUCAAAAUGAGUCUUUUGGACAGCCCGCAAAAUGGCCGACUCGCGCAGAUGACUCCGAAGCUUUAAUAUCGCUCGCUCACUUUUAUUUCCGACACUUUGUUUAGAAUUCGCUUGUGUAUGACUUUUGUUUCCUGUUCUUGUGGCUCAUCAGCUGACCAGUAAAUACACGCAAACCAAA
Corythoichthys intestinalis (scribbled pipefish) is the source of this 4954-nucleotide messenger RNA. RefSeq names its product radixin-like. Lineage: Eukaryota; Metazoa; Chordata; Actinopteri; Syngnathiformes; Syngnathidae. Gene Ontology annotation, cellular component: plasma membrane; cytoskeleton; microvillus. The transcript has 13 exons. Gene Ontology annotation, molecular function: cell adhesion molecule binding; actin binding. The record is from RefSeq and is a predicted model, not a curated record. Bases 3014 to 4708 code for a protein of 564 amino acids. Gene Ontology annotation, biological process: regulation of cell shape; positive regulation of early endosome to late endosome transport; positive regulation of protein localization to early endosome.